Molecule: messenger RNA, 498 nt
Organism: Octopus bimaculoides (California two-spot octopus)
Lineage: Eukaryota; Metazoa; Mollusca; Cephalopoda; Octopoda; Octopodidae
Product: zinc finger BED domain-containing protein 5-like
Source: RefSeq, a predicted model, not a curated record
AUGGGCUCUAUUAAAGGUUUUGUAUCUCUUGUACAACAGCAAAAUCCUAAUGUCAUACAUACUCAUUGCUUCCUACAUAGGGAGGUACUAGUUUCAAAAACAAUACCUAUUGAGUUAAAGCAAGUAUUAUACCAAGUUGUUGAAAUGGUUAAUUAUAUUAAAAGCAGGCCAUUGAAGUGUUGCUUAUUUGAACAAAUAUGUGUUGAUAUGGAUUCUCAACACAUGCACACAAAUGUCAGAUGGCUUUCAAAAGGUAAGGUGCUACAUCACAGAUAUGAACUCCAGAAGGAAUUGCAUGCAUUUUUCAAAGAAGAAAAAUAUGACUGCUUCUUGGAAUAUCUACAAUGUUCAUUUUGGGUUUCCAAACUGGAGUAUUUAACAGAGAUAUUUGCACAACUUAAUAGCGUCAAUACAAGUAUGCAAGGUAGAGAUGAAAACAUUUUCACUUUGACAGAUAAGCUGGUUUCAUUUUUAAAAAAUGUAAUUUGGAAAAAUUGA